Molecule: messenger RNA, 685 nt
Organism: Microthlaspi erraticum
Lineage: Eukaryota; Viridiplantae; Streptophyta; Magnoliopsida; Brassicales; Brassicaceae
Source: the annotation of a GenBank genome assembly
AUGCACCGGUUAGCUUCAAAGGUAGACGAGUAUGCUCGUGGUAUGAUUAGUGGAACCGGUUCAACACUUUUUGAAGAGCUUGGUCUCUACUAUAUUGGUCCUGUUGAUGGACACAACAUUGAUGAUCUUGUUUCCAUUCUUAAAGAAGUAAAGAACACAAGAACCAUAGGAACGGUUCUUAUUCAUGUCUUGACUGAGAAAGGUCGUGGAUAUCCUUAUGCAGAGAGAGCUGAUGACAAGUAUCAUGGAGUUGUGAAGUUUGAUCCAGAAACAGGUAAACAGUUUAAGAGCACUGGCAAGACUCAGUCUUACACUACCUAUUUUGCGGAAGCAUUGAUUGCGGAAGCAGAGGCAGACAAAGAUAUUGUAGCCAUUCAUGCAGCCAUGGGAGGUGGGACUGGUUUGAAUCUCUUCCAGCGUCGCUUCCCUACAAGAUGUUUCGAUGUUGGUAUAGCAGAACAACACGCAGUUACUUUCGCUGCUGGUCUUGCUUGUGAAGGCCUUAAGCCCUUUUGUGCAAUCUACUCGUCUUUCAUGCAACGAGCUUAUGACCAAGUUGUACACGAUGUUGAUCUUCAGAAACUGCCAGUGAGAUUUGCAAUGGACAGAGCAGGACUUGUGGGAGGAGAUGGUCCAACGCAUUGUGGAGCAUUUGAUGUAACGUUUAUGGCUUGUCUUCCAAACA